This is a messenger RNA of Tetrahymena thermophila SB210, 969 nucleotides long. RefSeq lists its product as hypothetical. NCBI's taxonomy places the organism in Eukaryota, Ciliophora, Oligohymenophorea, Hymenostomatida, Tetrahymenidae. The record is from RefSeq and is a predicted model, not a curated record. The transcript has a single exon.
AUGUCAAAAAAAUUUUUGUCAAAGACUAAUCUCAAUUAUGCAAUUGAUGUGUAAUUAGGAUUAGAAAAUCCUUUAAACAGAUUCAAAGAGAUUAACGAUAGUCAGAAGGAAGAGUAUGAGAAGGAAUUUUAGGAAUUUUACGAGAAUGACUUAAAAACUGGUUUCUAUAUUCAUUAAGAUUAGGAAGAUGAUGAAGAUGAAGAAAAAGAUGCAAAUUAAGAUAACGAAGAUAAUUAAGUAGAAAAAGAACUUGUGUAAUUCUACAAUUACAACUUACAAAACGAAUGGUGGCAUAUUGAUGAAGAAAACAAUAAUUAAAUUGUUCUCUUCAACUCAAAUGGCAACGUUAUUCCACAAUUAGAUUAAAGUAAGGCAAAAGACUUUUUCAAACUUAUUCAGUAGCAAAACAUGAUUAAGUUGCUUCAAGAAUUUUACAAAAAGUAUGAUUACGUACUCAUUAUGAUCUACAGUAGCAAAAAAGGAAGUGAUUAAAUUUUAGAUACUAUUUCAAGCAAAAUUUCUAAAUCUUCUAAAAGCUAAGUUUCAUCAAAGAAGACACAUUAUACUUAGAUUGAUGAAGAAAAAACUGACUUCAAAAGAAUUAGCAUUUUUGUUUCAAAGUUUGAUUUUACAGAUGAUGAAGAAAGUAUGAAGAAUAAAGCAUAUACUUUUGAUGAAUUGGAAAAAUUAUUGAAGGAAUACGAAAAGAACAACGAUGUUUUAAUUUUCCCUGUGAUAGUAAAAGAAGAAAUUAAAGAUAUUAUUGUUGAAGACUUUGAUGAAAAGCUCGCUGAAAAGAUUUAUUCUUAUUGUCAAUAGCACAGAUAUGAGUGUCUUUAUGACUCAGAAUCAGAAAAUGAAGCUAAUUAAGAUGAUGACGAUGAUGAAGAAGAAGAAGAGGGUGCUGAAGAAUCUUCUGAUGAAGAAGAUAGCAAACCUUAAGAUAUAUACGUCUAAAAAACUGAAUGA